Molecule: messenger RNA, 6186 nt
Organism: Aphidius gifuensis
Lineage: Eukaryota; Metazoa; Arthropoda; Insecta; Hymenoptera; Braconidae
Exons: 19
Coding region: 548-5203 (1551 amino acids)
Cellular component (GO): membrane
Source: RefSeq, a predicted model, not a curated record
ACGAUAUUCCGAAAGUGAUAUCGAAUAUCCGAUAUUUGACGCUUAUCCAUAUCGAAUAAAUAUAUCGUCGAUAUCGGGUACAAAUAUCGGGUCCCCCGAUAUAUCGUCUGAUAUCGCACAUCCCUAACGUCACACCGCUAUGCAAAGCAGUCUUUCAAUAGUAAAAAAAAAAAAAGUCAAAAUAUAGGUAUAUUUGCUUAUAGAGUUUAUUAUUUAGUGUGUUUAAUUGUUUUGCGUAUUGUCUUGAAGCCCAGCCCUAGUGUCUUCUUCAUUAUCAUAAAAUGUAUCGUGACACAGUGUUAAUAUUAAAAAAGAGUGUGUGAGGUUAUGUUAUAUCAACAAGACGCGGACCUGCCAAUUUUCCAUCAGUCAAAAGGCAUGGCCAUAUUAUCACUAUCAUCAUCAUCAUCAUUAUUAUAAUAAAACUAAUAAUAGUAAAUAAACAUCUAUCGGUACGAUUCUAUCUAAGAUGAAGCUGAAAUAUUUGGGUAUUUGGGAAUGGUUCUGAAGGUUAUUAGAGAAGUUGGUAAUAACGAAAUAAGUAAACAUGGAUUGUAGCAAACGUUCAAUGACGAUGAGUUUUUCGUGUUCAUCGUUGCAAAGAUCUGGUGAUAUCAUUGAUGGACAAGAACAGUCUAAAAUUCAGAUUGACAGACCCUACAAUAGCCUCACAAAAAGAAGAAAAGACAUGAAUCAAGAACAGAUCCAACGUAACUGGACUAAUCGUGACGACUGUAAGGACGAUUUUUGGUCAGCUAUUCGUUCAAACUAUGACUACAUUAUGGAUACAAAUUUAAUUGAUAGCUGCAAGGAAGCUAAUGGAGAACUAACAUGGGAUGAGGGUGAUGUAUCAACACUUUCCUGGGGACUUAAGGAAGUUAGCUGUCAAUUUUCUGAACUCUAUGCAUGGCUUGGUGUUUUGCAAGAACUCGUUUACUCAAAAGAAGAAAAUUUGCUGGAUAAAAGUCUUCGUGCUGCUCACAUGGAGGAGUUGCGACGUAAGGCUUACAGAAGACGUUUAUUUAAUGAUCAAUCAACAAAACUGGUAGCUCGUACACCUUCGUUAAAAGACGAAGUUGCAUGGAGAGUUGAUCAUCUCAAUGCCAAAUGGGAACUUGUUGAACAAAUAAUGGCACCAACACGACCGGCAUCUGAUCAUCAAAACGUCUCAGCAGAUUUUGAGCAUGAAGUUAAGUGUCUGAGGAAGUGGCUAAAGGAAAUGGAUACAAGACUUAAACCAUUGAGUUUUCGUAAAGAUUGGUCGAGAUCUGAACUUGAAGAAAAAGCAACUGAACACAUGGUCCUGCAAAAAGAUAUUGAGGCACAUGGUCGUAUUGUAAAUUCAGUUGUUAAACUCAGCGAACGUGUUACUAAACAAAAUCACAAAGACAACCAGACACCAAGUGAAAUAACAAAUCAACAGGAUCAACAACAAAAUCCAAUUUAUGUUGCUAAAUCACUUGAACGACGUUGGCACUUACUGUUUUUAAGUUCUCUAGAAUGGCAGUGUCGUAUUGAGUUACUUGUUAAUCCUUCAUCCACCAAGAAUCCAGUGACAAGUCGUUGCAGCAGUGACAGUGAUGAGGAACCAGUGAUAAAACAACCAAGAUUGAGUAGACGUCAAUCACGUGAAUCUGGUAGAGAUAAUUCUAGUUGUAGUUCUGGGCGUUCUGGUAGAUCAAGUCUUGUUAGACGAAUCAAUUCCUCUAGACAUUCUAACAACGAAUCAAGUUGUUCAUCAUCAAGCUCAUGUUCUGACAGUGAUAUGUCAUUUAAAAAUCAAAAUAAUAAUGACGAUGAAUCUUAUUUCGAGGAUGAUCUAGAAGAAUUUUGUGUAACGGAAACAAAGCGGAAAGUUUAUCGUUCUUCAAAUUCAAAAUCAUCAAUUCAAGGAGAUCAAGGUGAAGAAGGUGACAUUGAAGAAGGUAGUGAACCAAGUGACGACGAAAUGCCACCAACUCUUGACCCAGCAGUAUCUCAAGCAGUGCUUUCAAUUGAUGAAAUUGAUGGAAAAGUACAAAAUUCCGAAACACUUAUAAUUGAAUCAUCAAAACGACGACGUGCUUCCGAUGAAAGUACACUUUUCAAUACUUCUGAUAGAAAGUCCAAGAACUGUGCAACAUUUUAUUUCAAACAUCGUGAUACAGACUCAGAAGCUGAUUGUCAACGUGAAGAUAUGUCCAAAAAUAUAAGUGAUUCCUCUGAAGAAGAAUGGACAUAUACAGCUUCACCAACUGAUAAUUGUCAGACAACUAUAUUUCAAGAAAAAAAAACAAAUGUCGUUGUUCGUCUUGAUUUCGGUGAACCAGCUAAAAUUGAAAGGAUUGAAAAUACAAAUAUUAAACCAGGAACUAUUGAACUUAAAAAUAAUGAUAUGAAAAUUGUUGAAGAAGAUGAUGAAGAUAUAAAUGUAAAUGAUAAAAUUGGUAACGAAAAUAUUGAAAGUGAAGAUGAUACAAAACACGAUAUUAAAAAACUAAUUCAUGAAGUUGAAAAAUUAGUCAGUGAAGAUGGAAGAAAAAAUAUAACAGCAUGUAUACCAAAAUUAAAUUUUGAUAAUCAAGGACAAAAUAGUUAUCGUGCUAAAUAUGCUAGAAUAAAAGAAUGGCUUAAAUUAAAUUCAAAUCAUGAUUUAGAUGGUAGACCAGCAAUUUCAUUACAACUUGAUAGUUGUGAUGCAAGUGGUGAAUAUACAACUGGUGAAUCUGAUAUUGAAAAACAAUCUGAAACAUCAGAAGAUUUACAGAGCAGCGUUGCAACAUAUCGUCGUUGUGAUAAUAGUAUUGGUUGUGUAUCACAAUCAAUAUCACAAGAAAUAUAUAAUGAAAAUGAAAAAACAUUGAUUUAUGAUAAUAAUCAAUUUUCUUGUGGUGUUGAGAGUAGUAAAGUUGUUAUGAGAGCUAAAAAAAAAACAGAUGGUAAACGACCAUGGAGUGUAUCAUGUGUUUUUGGUCAAUUAAAUACAUCAAAGGAUGCAUCAAUAUCACAAUUUUCAAUAUCAGAAACAGCUCUUCAUCAGCUCGUUGCAUCAACACCACUCAAAUCAGCUUCUUUAGACGCCGGAUCAAAAACACCUUUUCAUUCCACAUCGACCUUGGAAGAGAAUGGUCGUUCCGUUCGAAAUAGUUUUUCACGGAAGAAAAAAAGUCGUCUACGUAAAAAAACCUUGAGCCGAAAGAGUGAAUCUGGUUCCGAUGGAGUUAAUGUAAAUCAUUCUGCUGGUAGUGAUACGAGUUCAACGACACGUAGACGUUCAGUUAUGAGAAAAUCAUUGGAUGAUCGUGCACGUACAGUACCAAAAGAUUGUCAUCGUUGUAUUAUGUCAUAUGUUACUCACGGUUCAACAAUAUCAUGCCGUUUACAUCAUCAAGAUUCAAUGGAUAAAGCUAUUGUAACUGAUCCACCACCGUCAAUUAAACUUACAUGUUAUACUCCAGAUUCAUCGUCAAUUGAUACUGAAGAAAAUAAUUGUGGAAGAAAAAAAAUUGAUAAUUUACUUGACAAUGUUUUCAGUAGAAAAGAUAUUGAUAGCCCAUUUAAUAAUAUUGAUAGUGAUAUUGAAAAGACGAGUCUUGAAAAUAAUUCAUUUUCCGAACAAGCAUGGGAUAGUUAUCAAGAAAAAUAUAUGAGUGAACCUUAUAGCGAAACAGCUGAUGUAGAGAGUGCUAGAAAACUACUUGAUUUUGGUGAUGAUUAUAGAAAUUUUUUGGAUAGUCAAUCUGAUUGUGCAUCAAGUUUGAGUGCUGUUGGACGUUUUUCACCAGCAGUUGUUACCUCCAAUCAAACUAUUCAGGCUCAAAACUUGAGAGAUUCAUCAGAAGACAGUGAAAAUGAUGAAGAUGAGUUACGUCGAGUUAUUGAUAGGUCAUACAAAAAAUUACUAGUCAUGGAAAGUCACUUUUCUCGUGCGAAUAAUCUUCAUUUAACUAAAGACACGAUGGAUGUGGGUUCAAUUUGCAAAGAUAACUUGAGAUGUCUUCAAACGGUUAUUGAGUCUAGCAGUCAUAAGGGUGAAAAAUUCAUAAAACAAAUACGUGGAUUAAUUGUACGCUGGCAAGACCUGUCUUACAAAGUUGAAGAGUCACAACGUGCAAGUGUAUUACAGCGAGAACUGGCCGCAAUGGAUCUUGAAUUUCGUGCUGUACAUGAAAGACUUGUUACGCAAAAAAUCAUCCUUGAACCUGAUCACGUACUUGAUGAGCGCAUUAAUAAAAUCAAUAGUGAACUUGCUAUGCUGAGAGAACGUAAGAGCGCAAUGCUUGCUCUAAAUGUAUCUGCACAUAGACUAAUCACAGAUCUUGGAUCAGCAGCUUCAUCAGUAUCAGUAUCUUUAAAAGAUGAUGUUGCUGAUUUAUAUCGUGUUUGGGAUGAAACUUUUCAAAGGGGAAAUCAACAACUGUGUGCUGUUCAAGCCGUCCAACAGUUUGGUGCACGUUUAACUGAACUUCAAAAUGCUCUUCGAAAAGAUAAGGAUACACUUGCUGUUCUUGAUGCUGCAUUACAAGCUGGAGCAACACCUGAAGUUGCAUCAUCAGUACGAGAUGUUGCACGAUUACUUUCCGAAAAACAAGAUGGCAAUAAUCAAACUGAUGUUAAGGAUGGCAUUGUUGGACAAAAUUAUUCUGAACCUGUUAUAAUGAGCCUUGGUCAAGAGGCUGGUACAUAUUCAGACAGUGGUAUAUCCGAUAGCGGAAGUGAACAGGAAUUGAGCGAACGUGAACGUCGAUUAUCAGCUCUCAGACGACUUACCCGUAGUCUGGAAAGCCAAUUGACACCAGGAAGUGAUGUUCUCAUGGAACUUUGGCGACGUGUUGAAGAUGCUGAAGCUGAACUAAAAUGUCUACAAAAACAGUGUCGUGAACUGAUUGUCAGAACAGCAGCAAGUGUUGAGACUAAAGUUGUCAAUCGUAAUUCUCAGUCAAAAUAUCCUUCGAGUAAAAGGAAGAAGCGACAGACAACAACAGAUUUGGAAAAAAUUCAAAAGUCAAAACAUCUUGGAAAUGAUGAUCCUGAUGAUGAUCCUUAUGUGCCAAAAAGUUGGGUAUGGAGAAUAUUGAAAGCAGCAUUACCCUUUCAAUUGGCAAUUGUUGCACUAUUCUGUGCUGUUUGUCUGCUUGAACCACACUGUUGUGAAGCUGCCAAUGGUCUGAGUUUAUCUCUGACACCACAACUACGUUUUGUACGUGGACCACCACCAGUUUAAAUAAUGUUAUUAUUUUUUUUUUCAUUUAAGCUGAGUAUUUUUGCUCACAAAAGUGUCGAUAACUUUUUUAUCAACAGUGAUUAUUUAUCACAAAAAGAAAUUUUUUGUUUAUUCCCAAAUUCAAUGGGGUUAUUUCUAUAAAGAGAAUACUUAUCUGAGACUGAAACACGAGAUUUACACUCGUGUUUAUUUAAAAAAAAAUAAUUAAAAAUCUUAUGACAAGAAAAUAUAAAAUAUUUUCAUAUUUACAUUUCCAUUUGAGGUUGAAAUGAGAUCCUUAAACAAUUUUUUUUUUUUUUUUUUAUUAUGAACAUAUAAGUCUGGUCAAUUUUAUUUGUUUUUUUAAUAUUUUUUUUAUUAAAUCGUGCCAAUUGAUGCUACGACCAGUGAUGUGAGUCUCUAUUAUCGUGCAUUUUGUCAUAUUCCUAAAUGUUUUUGUUUUUUUUUUUUUUUUUUUUUAAUAGUUAUUAUAUUUUUUUGUUAGAAAUACAGAGUUUUUAUAUUACGUUGCAUGCUGUAAAAAUAAUAAUGUUUUGAUUAGUGAAUUAUCAUAAUCAUUACGUAUUUUUUUUAAGAUUUUUAGAUAAUAUAUUUAUUAUAUUUUAUAUCGCUUGGCUUUAAAAAAAUCAAGUAGAAAAAGAGAGAUGACAAAAUAAAUAGAAUAGUAGUAUUAUAUUUUUACAAUUUAAAAGAGAAAAAAAAAACCAUUCUCAAAUUCAGAGAAAUACAUUUAAAAAAAAAGGCCCUUAAUUAUAUUUCAUAGUUUUCAUCAAAAAUAAAAAAAACAAAACGGAACGAAACGAAACGAAACGAAGAAAAUAAAUUUUUCCCUUCGUAUAAGCUCUAUGAUUUUGCUGUAGUGACUAGUCAAUUGAUAGUGUAAAAAAAAGUAUCCCAAUCAUAUUUUCAUAGUCAUUUAAGGAAAUGCAUUGACGAUAGCAUAUAGUGCCUUGAAUUAAAAAAAAAAAAAAAAUUAAAUAUAA